GAGGGGCGGGGCUAGGAUGUGGCGGGGAACGGUGGCGCGGGUGUUGCGGAGCGGCAGAACCGGGAAUUCCCGGUUCGUUUCGGGAACGGCGGCGGUGGUUGAGUUCCGCCGACGUUUGGAGAGGGAAUUAGAGGACAUCCGAGGAGCCGGGACUUGGAAAAGCGAGCGGAUUAUCUCUUCCCGUCAAGGCCCUCAUCUCCGUUUGGAGGGCGGUGGAACCGGGAUCCUCAAUUUUUGCGCCAAUAACUACCUGGGUCUCUCCAGCCACCCCGAGGUGAUCCGUGCUGCCGUGGAGGCCCUCGAGAAAUUCGGUGCUGGGCUCAGCUCCGUCCGUUUCAUCUGCGGUACCCAGAGCAUACACAAGGACCUGGAGGAGAAGAUCGCACGUUUCCAUCAGCGGGAAGAUGCCAUUCUUUACGCCAGCUGCUUUGAUGCCAACGCUGGUAUCUUUGAGGCCCUGCUGACCCCGGAGGACGCGGUGCUGUCGGAUGAGCUGAACCAUGCCUCCAUCAUCGAUGGGAUCCGCCUGUGCAAGGCUAACAAGUACCGCUACAAACACAUGGACAUGCAGGACCUGGAGGCCAAGCUGCAGGACGCGCAGAAACAUCGUCUGCGGCUGGUGGCCACCGACGGUGCCUUCUCCAUGGAUGGUGACAUCGCACCCCUGAGGGAGAUCUGCCAGCUGGCCCAGAAGUACGAUGCCCUGGUCUUCAUUGACGAAUGCCAUGCCACAGGCUUCUUGGGACCCAGUGGCCGGGGUACCGAUGAGCUCCUGGGAGUGAUGGACAAAGUCACCAUCAUCAACUCCACCCUGGGAAAAGCUCUUGGAGGAGCUGCAGGUGGGUACACAACUGGCCCCAAACCCCUCAUCGAUUUGCUCCGCCAGCGCUCCCGCCCGUACCUCUUCUCCAACAGCCUGCCUCCCGCCGUGGUGGGCUGUGCAUCCAAGGCCCUCGACCUCCUCAUGGAGAGCAAUGCCAUUGCACAGUCCAUGGCUGCCAAGACCCAACGGUUCAGAAGCAAGAUGACGGCAGCUGGCUUCACCAUCUCAGGGAAAGACCACCCCAUCUGUCCCGUCAUGCUCGGGGACGCUCGGCUGGCUGCAGUGAUGGCUGAGGACAUGCUGAACAGAGGCAUUUAUGUCAUUGGCUUCAGCUACCCCGUGGUCCCCAAGGGAAAGGCCCGUAUCCGGGUCCAGAUCUCGGCCGUUCACAGCGACGAGGACAUCGACCGCUGCGUGGAAGCCUUCACCGAGGUGGGACGGAAACACAGAGCGCUGCCUUGAGGGCCCAGCGAACUCCUCCUCCGGCACCAUCCCUGCCCAUGCCUGUGCCCGGGGGAAACGGCUUUAGCAGCACGCUGCUGGAAGCAGGACCGGUCCUCAAGGCAUCGCAGCCUGCGGGAAGCUGUGGCCGUUCCAGCACGCUGGCAGCGGCGCUGGCAACCAGCUCUUGUGUCAUUAAAGGUGUCCUGCAGUGCA
Molecule: messenger RNA, 1480 nt
Organism: Harpia harpyja (harpy eagle)
Lineage: Eukaryota; Metazoa; Chordata; Aves; Accipitriformes; Accipitridae
Gene: GCAT
Product: glycine C-acetyltransferase
Exons: 9
Coding region: 17-1285 (422 amino acids)
Biological process (GO): L-threonine catabolic process; biosynthetic process
Molecular function (GO): glycine C-acetyltransferase activity; pyridoxal phosphate binding
Source: RefSeq, a predicted model, not a curated record